Armigeres subalbatus is the source of this 742-nucleotide messenger RNA. RefSeq lists its product as uncharacterized. The record is from RefSeq and is a predicted model, not a curated record. Lineage: Eukaryota; Metazoa; Arthropoda; Insecta; Diptera; Culicidae. The coding region runs from base 135 to 593 and encodes 152 amino acids. The transcript is spliced from 3 exons.
GAAAGCACGUGCGCGACGAAGAAAUUAGUAGCAAAACAAAUCAAGGAAAAAACUCCCGUAAACAAUUUCGGUUCGAUAUCUUAAUAAUUCUUAUUUAAACAUUUAAUAAAUAUUACUAUUAGAAUCAACAAAUCAUGUCCAAAUCGCUAGUAAAGAAAGCACUGGCUUUAGUAGAGGAAGGACUUACAGAUUCAAAGAAAUCAGAAUCAACCAAAGACAAAAAACGCAAACCCGACAAUUCCGAUAUUAUGCCCCGGCACCAUAAAAUGGUGCGCUACGUGGGUAAGAGAGGACACAAAAAAGCCACAGAUGUGCUUCGUCGUCCGGAGACGCUAACCGUCGUGGAAGCUCGCAAGCGGAUAAACAAUCGCAAGGAUAAUACCGAGGAUAAUGUGCGAAAGUUGCUCUUGUUGAGUUCUGCAAAAAUCGGCGAAGAAGCUGGCGCCAAAUUGGUCAAGCGCGCUCAAACUGGACGGUAUGUGGUCAAGGCGGACGAAUUUCUGAGCAAAAAGGAUACCUCCAAGAGUGUGUUCGAUGAGGAAGAUUUCAGAAAGUUUGAAGAAGAGUUGUUUUGCACUAUAUCUAAAAAAUAAAGCAAAUUUUUAAAGCGUUGACCGACCCAUGCAAAAUCAGUGUAUUUAAGAUAAAAAUAGUUUCAAUCAAAUCAUUUUACGUAAUUCUACUCAUAGAACAAGCUCUAAUGCUUUAAUAAAAAAGUAUUAUAUUUUGAGAAGAUACAUGA